Molecule: messenger RNA, 1030 nt
Organism: Mangifera indica (mango)
Lineage: Eukaryota; Viridiplantae; Streptophyta; Magnoliopsida; Sapindales; Anacardiaceae
Product: 2Fe-2S ferredoxin-like
Exons: 8
Coding region: 184-768 (194 amino acids)
Biological process (GO): P450-containing electron transport chain
Cellular component (GO): mitochondrion
Molecular function (GO): 2 iron, 2 sulfur cluster binding
Source: RefSeq, a predicted model, not a curated record
UGAUCUUUAUUGGCCUUGUACGUCCUUCUUUUCCGCUUCUAAUUCUUAAGCUCCGCUCUCCUCUUCGUAUUAAAAACCUUGUCGUUCUUCCACCUUAGAACCCUCGCUCUCUGUAAAACCCUAUCUGAAGACUUUCAUUUCUGUCGUUUUCCUUGCCGGAGGAUUUGUUGGGCUGCAACAGUGAUGUUAAUUCCUAGGCUUUUGAGAGCUGGAGCAUGGAUGGUCAAAGAGCUGUCAAAAGAAUGUCAUACAUGUGUAUCUCGAGCAGGAUGCAUACGUCAACAGUGGCAACCUUUGUUUUCAUUACAGUCAGAACCUAAGGUGUACCAAGGAUUCAUAUUUCAGAAAUAUCUGCAUUUUUCUACCACAACUGCUAACGAUGCUAGUGAUGAAGGCAGUGAACAGAAAGACAUGAUAAGUGUGACAUUUGUUGAUAAGGAUGGAGAGGAAAAGAACAUUAAGGUUCCUAUUGGAAUGUCUAUGUUAGAAGCGGCUCAUGAGAAUGAUAUAGAACUUGAAGGAGCAUGUGAAGGCUCGCUUGCAUGCUCGACAUGUCAUGUGAUUGUUAUGGAUGUAGAGCAAUACAAUAAAUUAGAAGACCCAACUGAUGAGGAAAACGACAUGUUGGAUCUGGCUUUUGGGCUUACUGAUACGUCUCGACUGGGAUGUCAAAUCAUCGCGAGGCCUGAACUUGAUGGAAUACGCUUGGCCAUUCCUGCUGCCACUCGAAACUUUGCUGUAGAUGGUUAUGUACCAAAACCACACUAAAUUUAACAACAUUCAGUAACUUAGGAUGCAAUUGUCCAAUUUUGUAGCUCCUAUACUAUUUCGGUUCAUGGGCAAUCUUUAUUAUACCUUCUCAUUCAUUUUGUACUACAUUGUGUACUGAAUAAACAGCAAAUGAGAUUAACAACAAAUAAUUCUGCUUGAAAAUCUUCAUCAUUACAAAGUUGCUAAUUCUCUUGUAUCCUGAAUGAAACAAUUUUAUUGUUAAACAUCUUUAUCAAUAUAUGCCUUCUAUACUGAUUUA